Heterobasidion irregulare TC 32-1 is the source of this 1002-nucleotide messenger RNA. RefSeq lists its product as uncharacterized. Bases 1 to 495 code for a protein of 164 amino acids. NCBI's taxonomy places the organism in Eukaryota, Fungi, Basidiomycota, Agaricomycetes, Russulales, Bondarzewiaceae. The record is from RefSeq and is a predicted model, not a curated record. The transcript is spliced from 5 exons.
AUGAGUACGUACACAAUUGAAAAACGAGGCGUGAAGGAGGAAUAUGUGCCGCUGUGUUCGCGAUCAAUAGGUAAAGAAAUUAAGGAACCAGAGGACACUCAACUGCCUGUCGAUAAAGCGAAGGUGGGUUCUGGCAUGGUAUUCAGAGCCGAUGGGCGAGAGCAACUGACGCCAUCUCGACGCCGAAAACGGACUGAAAACGGUUGUUGGGAAUUGAUCGACCGGCAAUGGAUAGGUAGAAUACCGGUCCGGCUCCGAGCUCUGGACUCGGCAGGUCCGACUACGGAGCAUUCGAUAGGUCACCUUCAGCGAAUUCACCUAUCAAACAACUGUCAGGGAGUCGAACUUCAAAUACGGGAACCAGAAAAUUUUCUAUCAACUAGGAUUUUGAAAGUGACUGUUCAGAUCAGCGGAAAGGUUUCAUGCAAGCGCUCGGAAGUUGGCAGUUCUUCCUUAGAACAAUACGCGAUCUCGCCAUGCAAAUCGUUAUGUUGAUGAAGCCGAUAAGGGCUCAGAAAGCGAUAUCCCGAACCACACACGUAGGAGAAGGCACGUCACUGCGACUUUCCAUGAUAAGCAGGUCAAGUUGGGUUGGGUCAAGCAGGGUCAAGUCCAUGCACUCAAUGUGAUGCUCCGAAACAGUAGCGUGGAGCAGCGUCGCGUACUAGCCAAGUGCUAACCGAUGCUGGGCUCAGACCAUGCUUCGGUCGUGCAACUGUCCUCUUCGAGACGAUCGCGGCUCGGAUCCCCUGAUAUUCACAUCUCGGAUUUUGUACAAAAUCCGACAGACUCAGGUGUUUUUGAGCCUCAAUCUCCAAAUUGGCACUCGGCUUCGAGAAGCCCAACUCAAACCCAGAUUUGGCGAUCAUGUUCACGACAUACAGGUCGACUGGCGAGCUAUAUCAAAAGAUUAUGCUAACCGACGGUAUCAAGCCCGUUCAAGAUCGGCAAAUGCGAAGCUCAGAUAUAUAUAUAAAACGCUCUGAUUUCGAGUCUGGAUGU